AUUCGACGAGGCUUACCAGAUUUUCCAGGAGAUGUUCAAAGUGAAAUGCAGCCCGAACCGGAUGACUUUCAAAGUCAUGACCAUGGGAAUGAUUCACUGCGGGAAAACGGACAAGUUUGAGAGGAUUUUUAUGGAUAUGGUGUACAAAGGACGGUGGCAAGGGGAGGGCCCGAUACUAGAACAACACGGGUUGAUCGGUGUCACGGACGAGGCGAGGAGGGAAUUUUUCAUAAAGGCUGCUGCUUCCAGGGAACCUGGAAAUCCUGUCGAGGCUAUUCUCAAGGGCCAAUACUACUAGUUUUCCACAACACGGACAAGUUCUUCAGCAUUUCAAUUUUACCAAGUUCGACUAGCGAAUGAGAACCAAAUCUCCCGUCGUCGACUUUUAGAACUCUCGCUGGAGUUGGUCCAGGACUGAUUCAAACCAACUGAAGUUUCAGCCGAAUUUACAUGACGUGGAGCUUAUGUGUCGAGCAUCUUCGCCACGUCAUUGCAGCUUCGAACUGUGACUAGGUAUGGCUGGAGCUGGGCUUGGCAUCGCAUUUGGAGGCAGCUCUUUCUUUGUUCGAGAACAGCCGGUCUUCAGAAUUAUGGCGACUUCCAUGAAAUCGGCACCUCUACAAAUUCCAUCCAAGAAAGUUGUGCUGGGAUGUGGAACGGUGGUGAUCGACUAUCUAGCUAGCGUGUCCGCUUUCCCUCAACCCGAUGACAAGAUACGAUCUAUCGAUUUCCAGUUUCAAGGCGGUGGAAACGUAGGGAACUCCUUGACUGGUGCCGCAAGGCUAGGAUUGAAACCAGUGCUCAUCUCUAAAGUUGCAGAUGAUGCAUUGGGCCUCAGAAUUUUAGAAGAGCUGAAGAAAGACGGAGUUGAUACUUCUCAUGUUGUGGUGGCUAAGGGGGGUGUCUCACCAUUCACUUACAUCAUCAUCGACAAAGAGAGGUUAACAAGGACGUGCAUCCAUACUCCUGGACAUCCUCCUAUGUUGCCGACAGAGAUAGACACGGCCACACUUUCCAGCGUCUUGCAGGGAACAGAUCUUGUGUUUUUUGACUGUCGACUCACCGACACAGCCGUUAAAAUUGCGAAGAUGGCUGCGGAGCUAAAACUUCCCAUUCUCGUGGACGCUGAAAAGAAGAGAGAAUUUUUGGAUGAGCUACUUGUCUACUGCGACUACAUGGUUGCUUCAUCACGGUUUCCGGAGGCAUGGACGAACUCGAAAAACCUUGCUGAAGCACUACUUUGUGUAGCCUCAAAACUGCCAAAGUUGAAGUUUAUAAUUGUCACACUCGGGGCAGAGGGUUGCGUUAUGCUUGAAAGAAGUACAACUACUGACCAUGGAGAGACCAUGGAUGUCAAUCAGACUCUCGACUCCUUACGGCAACAAGUAUCCGCAGUCAAGAGUCCUCAACCUCGCGUCGUAUCGUCCAAGAUGGGACGGCUUGUACCUUCAACUGGCUCAAGAAUUGCGAUUUUUGGAAGACUGAUUGUUGGAACAGCUCAGGAGGUACCCGCGGCUCAACUGGCGGACACAACUGGAGCUGGCGAUGCAUUUGUUGGAGCUGUCAUGUACUGUAAGCUUGCUUGCAGCUCUAUGCGCGGGAUUCACUGCGGAACGGAUGCUUCCUUUUGCAGCGACAGUGGCCGCUGCGAAUUGCCAGGCUGUUGGAGCUCGUGCCGGUCUGCCAAGGCGAGACGAUGCAAGGAUCCUCCACAUGCUACUCUGACAGGAGGUCGGGCGUUCGAAUCCUGGGGCAGGCAUCACAAAGAUUUUAGAGUUACGCUUUGUUUUAUUUUGUUGAGGCUAGGGUUUUUGCGAUCUUUGUGGCAGCGUCUCCAAUGAUCAAGGUAGCCGUGAUGCUCGCGUAGGGCCUAUUC
This is a messenger RNA of Selaginella moellendorffii, 1876 nucleotides long. RefSeq names its product ribokinase-like. The coding region runs from base 516 to 1841 and encodes 441 amino acids. The transcript is spliced from 15 exons. Gene Ontology annotation, molecular function: kinase activity. NCBI's taxonomy places the organism in Eukaryota, Viridiplantae, Streptophyta, Lycopodiopsida, Selaginellales, Selaginellaceae. The record is from RefSeq and is a predicted model, not a curated record.